Hevea brasiliensis (rubber tree) is the source of this 3435-nucleotide messenger RNA. RefSeq names its product U-box domain-containing protein 33. The transcript has 9 exons. Lineage: Eukaryota; Viridiplantae; Streptophyta; Magnoliopsida; Malpighiales; Euphorbiaceae. The coding region runs from base 473 to 3181 and encodes 902 amino acids. Gene Ontology annotation, biological process: protein ubiquitination; protein phosphorylation. Gene Ontology annotation, molecular function: ubiquitin-protein transferase activity; protein kinase activity; ATP binding. The record is from RefSeq and is a predicted model, not a curated record.
GAUAGAGAGAGAACAUAGAUACUUAUAUAUUAAAAAAAAAAAAGAAAAGCAAAUAAGAAUUAUAGAAAGACCAAAGUGAAGAAGCCAUAGGAGAGCUGGGGAAUUGUUUAUUGUUAUUUGCAGUCCCUGUUUGGUUAAGCACUGUAGCCCCCAUAGCUUAAGACAAGCAACCUCUUUUCAAGCCUAAUCACAGCUACGUAGGCUUCCAAACUCCCAACACAGAAAAGCCACUUUUUUUCCAUUUCCAUUUCUCUUGAGCUUUAUCUAUUGCCUUUUUCCGAUAUUUUCAGGUUUGAUUCAAUGAGGAUUUUUGAGUAAGAGAGAGAGUUUUGGAGAGGGAAGGACUUGAGGUUGAUGAGAAAGAUAAGUUAAUUAUUUGAAGUCUUUGAACAUUGGAGAGUCUCCAAUAGAGUGAAAAUAAUAGAAUUUAGGUGAGUUUUGAUGAUUGAGGUGUUUAAUUACUGUAAUUAUCAUGGCUGUGGUGAGUCCUGCUCCUGCAAUUACCCAACAGAUGACUCCGAUAAACUUUCCUGAAUAUAUAGUUCCAGGAAGCAUGGCAGCCGCCAGGGAGAUAGUGGAGGAGCCGGUGGCACGGGUACUUGAAGAGAAGAUAUACGUUGCAGUGGGAAAAAGUUUUAAGGAAAACAAAUCACUUCUUACAUGGGCAUUACAGAACUCAGGAGGGAGGAAGAUUUGCAUCAUUCAUGUUCACGAACCCGCUCAGAUGAUUCCGUUGAUGGGUACAAAAUUUCACGCAAGCUCACUUAAAGAUCAGGAAGUCAGGGCUUUCCGCGAAAUUGAAAGGCAAGACAUGCAUAAAACACUGGACGAAUACCUUCUUUUUUGUCGGCGAAUGGGGGUCCAGGCUGAGAAACUUUAUAUUGAAAUGGAAAGUAUUGAGAAGGGAAUUUUGCAACUUAUUUCUGGGCAUGGUAUCAGGAAGCUUGCUAUGGGAGCAGCGGCAGACAAGCGAUUUUCAAGGAAUAUGAUGGACAUCAAGUCUAAGAAGGCCAUCUCUGUGCGCCUACAAGCACCUGCUUCUUGUCACAUAUGGUUUAUUUGCAAGCAGCACCUUAUAUACACAAAGGAAGGUGCUUUGGAUGCAAAUGGUACAGAGCUCAGACCGUCCUUACAGCAAGCAAGCCCAAACACUGAAAUUGGACAAUCAAAUCAUUUGAGGUCACAGUCUAUUACUCUAGGUCAGAAAAGUUACCCAAGACUCACCAAUCCAGCUCAAGAUUUAUUCCGCAGGGCACGUUCUGUUACUUUUGGCCACCAGGGAGGUAAAUCUCUAACUCCUGCUUCCCUAGAUAACAUUGGAGGGCCAUCAACUUCACAGAACAGGUCAGAUGCAGAAGGAGCUUCAUCUGUUUCAUCUGCUUCAUCUGAUGACUGUGAUGCAUUGUCAAGGAGUACUUCUGAGGGCUCCCUUCUGUCAACAUACCCUUCCAGUGGAAUGGUCAAUGUUGGUUUGGUUCCACUUGAUAGAACGGAAGGGAGUGAGAAUGGAUCAGAGUCGGCUCAACUUAAAGAGGAUAUUCACCACUCAACUCCUUCCAGUGUGCUGGACAGAAAUAUAGAUGAUCCUCUCUAUGAUCAACUUGAACAAGCAAUGUCAGAGGCUGAAAAUUCAAGGAGAGAAGCAUUUGAAGAGACAGUAAGGCGUGCAAAAGCUGAAAGAGAUGCCAGGGAGGCUAUACGCAGGGCCAAAGCAUCUGAGGGCUUGUAUGCUGAGGAGUCAAGACAAAGGAAAGAAAUUGAGGAAGCAUUGGCAAAAGAAAAGGAAGAGCUUGAAAAGAGCAAGAAGGAGAGGGAUGAAGUCAUGGAAGAACUUCAUAUUGCCCUGGAUCAAAAAAAAUCGCUGGAGAGACAAAUUGCAGAUAAUGAUCAGAUGGUAAAGGAGUUGGAACAAAAAAUCAUCUCUGCUGUGGAACUGUUGCAAAAUUACAAAAAUGAACGAGAUGAAUUGCUGAUGGAGCGUGAUAAUGCACUCAAAGAAGCAGAGGAGCUGAGGAAGAGCCGAACUGAGGCCUCAAGUUCGAGCAUGCCACAGUUCUUCUCUGAUUUCUGUUUCUCUGAGAUUGAAGAAGCAACUCAGAACUUUAAUCAAGAUCUCAAAAUUGGGGAAGGGGGAUAUGGUAGUAUUUAUAAAGGCUUCUUGCGUCACACCCAAGUGGCUAUAAAGGUGCUGCACUCUAAUAGUUUGCAAGGACCUGCAGAAUUUCAGCAGGAGGUUGAUGUUUUGAGCAACAUGAGGCAUCCAAAUCUUGUUACUCUCAUUGGCGCUUGUCCAGAAGCAUGGACUCUUAUCUACGAGUACCUUCCCAAUGGAAGCCUUGAAGACCGACUGUGCUGCAGGGGUAAUUCUCCUCCGUUGUCUUGGCAAACUCGAAUACGCAUCGCUACUGAGUUAUGCUCUGUCCUUAUCUUUCUUCACUCUAGUAAACCACACAGCAUAGUGCAUGGCGAUCUAAAACCUGCUAAUAUCCUUCUUGAUGCCAAUUUUGUGAGUAAACUAAGCGACUUCGGAAUCUGUCGUCUACUUUCUCAAAAUGAAGGCGCAAGCAUCAACACAACAAUAUGUUGCAGAACUGACCCAAAAGGCACUUUUGCAUACAUGGAUCCUGAGUUUCUUUCCUUGGGGGAGCUUAGUCCAAAGUCAGAUGUUUAUUCAUUUGGGAUUAUAUUGCUAAGGCUGUUGACUGGAAGACCAGCCUUGGGGAUAACAAAGGAGGUGCAGUAUGCAUUAGAUAAAGGAAACUUGAAAAUCCUCUUGGAUCCUUUGGCCGGAGAUUGGCCAUUUGUGCAGGCAGAACAGUUGGCCCACUUGGCGCUGAGAUGUUGUGAAAUGAAUCGAAAGAGCCGGCCAGAUCUUGCAUCAGAAGUAUGGAGGGUACUUGAACCAAUGAAAGCUUCAUGUGGAGGCUCAUCAUGUUUCCGGCUUGGUUCAGAAGAGCAUUGCCAACCUCCUCCAUAUUUUAUAUGCCCAAUUUUUCAGGCGAUUAUGCGAGAUCCCCAUGUAGCAGCUGAUGGUUAUACUUAUGAAGCAGAGGCUUUAAGAGGAUGGCUGGACAGUGGACACGAAACUUCGCCCAUGACCAACCUUCAGCUUGCACACAGCAAUCUGGUGCCCAACCAUGCCCUUCGAUCAGCAAUCCAGGAAUGGCUGCAGCAGCAGUAAAUUAGUAAGAGUUCUCAUUUAGUUCAGCACAUUGUUUAUAUUUGUGUCUCUAUGGCCAAUAGAGAUAUUGUAAGAUUUUUAUUUGUUCUUUCUUGUCCUUGUUAUAUUGUAAGAUUAUGGGCAAUGGGACCACAUACUAUAGUCCUUUUUCUUCCCUUUUUCUGCCAUUGUGCAGAGGACAACAGACAUAAAGUUACAGUGAAUGGUUUUACCCAUUUUUAAGUAGGGUAAUGUUAUUUGAAUUUCGCAAAUAA